Drosophila takahashii is the source of this 1942-nucleotide messenger RNA. It is a transcript of the gene Muc26B, whose product is annotated as Mucin 26B. Gene Ontology annotation, cellular component: extracellular region. Lineage: Eukaryota; Metazoa; Arthropoda; Insecta; Diptera; Drosophilidae. The record is from RefSeq and is a predicted model, not a curated record. Gene Ontology annotation, molecular function: chitin binding.
AAGCUUAUUGGUCUGUACAAGACUUAUAAUUGUGCAAGCUUAGGCAGUUGAAAAGAAGGACCAAAGAGGAAUAUUUUCUAGUAGAAUGAAAUUUGUCAUAGUAAUUGCCUGCGUGGCCCUUUCGGUGGUCGGUAUCAAUGCCGCCAGCGUGCAGCCAGCUGCGGGAACGAUCAACAACCAACUCUAUCGGCGUUACGUGUGCGCUCAGAAAUCCAAUGGAUUCCGCGCUCUGGUUCCUGGCAGUUGCUCCCAGUACUACGAGUGUCAGUCGGGAGUGGCUCUUGUUAACACUUGCUCACGCUUUUUCGAUGCUAAGGUCCAGGGAUGUGUCAACUACAACACCGGUUGCAUACAGGCUCAACCGGCCUCGUCGGGCCAAACACCUGUAGGAAGCUCUAACUCGGCAGUGCCUUGUGCUCAGGAAACAACUACAUCAUGCCCGCCAACAGAGACUACAACCACCCCCUGUGUGUCAGAGACCACAACACAAUGUGUUCCAGAUACUACAACAACCUGUGCGUUAGAGACCACUACACCCUGUGUUCCAGAAACCACUACGACCUGUGAACCAGAAACAACAACAACCUGUAAGCCAGAAACUACCACAACAUGUGUGGAAAAAACCACAACAACCUGUGUACCGGAUACCACAACAACCUCAGUGCCUGACAUCACAACAACAUGUGUGGAAAAAACCACAACAACCUGUGUGCCAGAAACUACAACUACCUCUGCAUCCGAGAUCACAACAACUUGUGUGAAAAGAACCACAACAACCUGUGUUCCAGAAACUACAACAACCUCUGUGCUCGAGACCACAACAACCUGUGUUCCAGAAACUACAACAACCUUUGUUGAAAAAACCACAACAACCUGUGUUCCAGACACUACAACAACCUUAGUUGAAAAAACAACAACAACCUGUGUUCCAGAAUCUACAACAACCUGUGUUGAAAAAACCACAACAACCUGUGUAGCAGAAACUACAACAACCUCUGUGCUCGAGACCACAACAACUUGCGUAAAAAAAAGCACAACAACCUGUGUGCCAGAAACUACAACCACCUCUGUGCCUGAGACUACAACAUCCUGUGUUCCAGAAUCUACAACAACCUGUGUUGAAAAAACCACAACAACCUGUGUACCAGAAACUACAACAACCUCUGUGCUCGAGACCACAACAACCUGUGUUCCAGAAACUACAACAACCUGUGUUGAAAAAACCACAACAACCUGUAUACUAGAAACUACAACAACCUCUGCGCUUGAGACCACAACAACCUGUGUUCCUGAAACUACAACAACCUGUGUUGAAAAAACCACAACAACCUGUGUACCAGAGACUACAACAACCUGUGCGCCAGAAACCACAACAGCCUGUGUACUAGAAACGACAACACCCUGUGUACCAGAGACCACAACAAUUUGUGCUGACGAAACUACAACUGUCUGCAGCGAAACGUCCGAUGUUUCAAAGGCUAAGCCUUCCUCCGUGAAAGUGCGACCAGCUAGGCCUGUGCGGCCUGCCGCGCGUCCCGUAUUGGAAACUAAUGAGUUGGUGGCUCCACAAACCCAUGAGCUGAGCAUUUCCACCUAUACGAAGUACGUGUGCCGCAAUAAGCCCAACGGCUUUAUGCUAGCUUCGCUGAAGAGCUGCUCCGACUACUAUAUCUGCCGAUAUGGAAAACCUCUGUUGGUUAGCUGCGGUGACAAGUACUUCAACGGUCUCAAGGGCAUUUGCGAUCUGCCAGAAAACACGCGAUGCGUCCAGGCUCAAGCCUAACGAUAUAUGAUGACCACAGGAUUGGCAUAGCCUAUAAAAUAGUCCAUAAGAGCACUUCUUGACCCCACCUUAAAAUUUGUGCCCGAAUGAUCAUAUUCAGCUUUUUCAUUUAUAAAAAUUCCAAAAGAUGCAAUUGCUAAUACAUGCGUUAAAAAAUUA